GCAGAGGAAUCUCAGCGGCUGAGUUUUAUGACGGGCCCGGUGCUGGAGGGCAGGGUUCAACUGAUGGUGCUACUUUGAGCUGCUUUUUCUUUUCUCCGCUUGCACGAAGAGUCUCAUGUCUGAUAUUUAGACAUGAUGAGCUUUGUGCAAAGUGGGGCCUGGCUUCUCCUUGCCCUGCUCCAUCCCACUUUCGUUUGGGCACAACAGGGCAGUGUUGAUGAAUCGGGAUGCACCCACCUUGGUCAGACCUAUGAGUCUAGAGAUGUUUGGAAACCAGAGCCAUGCCAAAUAUGUGUCUGUGAUGCCGGAUCUGUCCUCUGCGAUGACAUCAUCUGUGAUGAUGCGCCACUAGACUGCCCCAACGUAGAGAUCCCGUUUGGAGAAUGUUGUCCAAUAUGCCCACAGCCUACCACACCUGCUCCUGCCCUUCCUGAAGGUCAUGGACCUCGAGGCCCCAAGGGAGAUCCAGGUCCUCCUGGCAUUCCUGGGAGAAAUGGUGACCCCGGCAACCCAGGGCUACCGGGUCCCCCUGGCUCUCCUGGCUCUCCUGGAAUCUGUCCAUCAUGUCCAAAUGGUGGUCAGAAUUAUUCUCCUCAGUAUGACUCGUACGAUGUCAAGUCUGGAGGAGCAAUUGGAGGCUAUCCUGGACCAGCUGGUCCCCCAGGCCCUCCAGGCCCCCCUGGCUCUUCUGGACAUCCUGGCUCCCCUGGUUCUCCUGGAUACCAAGGUCCCCCUGGUGAACCGGGUCAAGCUGGUCCUGCCGGCCCUCCAGGACCUCCUGGUGCUAUUGGUCCUUCUGGCCCUGCUGGAAAGGAUGGAGAGUCAGGAAGACCCGGUCGACCUGGAGAGCGUGGACUGCCUGGCCCUCCGGGUGCUAAAGGCCCAAGUGGCAUGCCUGGAUUCCCUGGGAUGAAAGGGCACAGAGGUUUUGAUGGACGGAACGGAGAGAAGGGAGAAACGGGUGCCCCUGGACUGAAGGGUGAAAACGGUCUUCCCGGAGACAAUGGAGCUCCUGGCCCCAUGGGUCCCAGAGGGGCUCCGGGUGAGCGAGGACGGCCAGGCCUACCUGGAGCUGCAGGUGCUCGAGGCAAUGAUGGUGCUCGGGGCAGUGAUGGCCAACCAGGUCCUCCUGGUCCUCCUGGAACCGCAGGUUUCCCUGGGUCCCCUGGUGCUAAGGGUGAAGUUGGACCUGCAGGGUCCCCUGGUUCAAAUGGCUCCCCAGGACAAAGAGGUGAACCUGGACCGCAGGGACACGCUGGUGCUCAAGGGCCUCCUGGCCCUCCUGGGAAUAAUGGCAGUCCUGGUGGCAAGGGUGAAAUGGGUCCCGCUGGCAUUCCUGGAGCUCCUGGAUUAAUGGGAGCUAGGGGCCCCCCUGGACCAGCUGGGACUAAUGGCGCACCUGGACAGCGAGGUCCUUCAGGUGAACCCGGCAAGAAUGGUGCAAAAGGAGAGCCAGGUGCUCGUGGUGAAAGGGGGGAAGCUGGAUCCCCAGGAAUCCCAGGGCCUAAGGGUGAAGAUGGCAAAGAUGGAUCCCCUGGGGAACCCGGUACAAAUGGACAGCCCGGAGCAGCUGGAGAAAGGGGAGCUCCUGGCUUCAGAGGACCUGCGGGGCCAAAUGGCAUCCCAGGAGAAAAGGGUCCUGCUGGGGAACGUGGUGGCCCAGGUCCUGCAGGGCCCCGAGGAGUAGCUGGAGAACCCGGCCGAGAUGGAGCCCCAGGAGGCCCAGGAAUGAGGGGUGUUCCCGGAAGCCCAGGAGGACCAGGCAAUGAUGGGAAACCAGGACCUCCCGGAAGUCAAGGAGAAAGUGGCCGUCCUGGUCCUCCUGGCCCAUCUGGACCCCGGGGUCAGCCUGGUGUCAUGGGUUUUCCUGGUCCUAAAGGAAAUGAUGGUGCUCCUGGCAAGAAUGGAGAACGGGGUGGCCCUGGAGGACCUGGCCUUCCCGGUCCUGCUGGAAAGAACGGUGAAACUGGACCUCAGGGUCCCCCAGGCCCUACUGGCCCAUCUGGCGACAAGGGAGAUUCCGGACCCCCUGGUCCACAAGGAUUACAAGGAAUACCUGGUACCAGUGGUCCUCCAGGAGAAAACGGAAAGCCUGGUGAACCAGGUCCAAAGGGUGAAGUUGGUGCGCCUGGAGUUCCUGGAGGCAAGGGUGAUUCCGGUGCCCCUGGAGAGCGUGGACCACCCGGAGUUGCAGGAAGCCCUGGUCUUAGAGGCGGAGCUGGACCCCCUGGCCCUGAGGGAGGAAAGGGCCCUGCUGGUCCCCCUGGUCUCGCUGGUGCUACUGGUCCCCCUGGUCUACAAGGGAUGCCUGGAGAACGAGGAGGUCCUGGGAGUCCUGGUCCAAAGGGUGAAAAGGGUGAACCAGGGGGUGCAGGUGCUGAUGGGGCUCCAGGAAAGGAUGGGCCAAGGGGUCCUACCGGUCCUAUUGGCCCCCCUGGCCCAGCUGGUCAGCCUGGAGAUAAGGGUGAAGGUGGUGCCCCUGGACUUCCGGGAAUAGCUGGACCUCGAGGUGGCCCUGGUGAGAGAGGUGAACAUGGACCUCCAGGACCUGCUGGCUUCCCAGGUGCUCCUGGACAGAAUGGUGAACCAGGUGCUAAAGGAGAAAGAGGUGCCCCUGGAGAGAAAGGUGAAGGAGGCCCUCCUGGAGCUGCAGGACCCCCUGGAGGUUCCGGACCUGCUGGUCCUCCCGGUCCUCAGGGUGUCAAGGGUGAACGCGGCAGUCCCGGUGGUCCUGGUGCUGCUGGCUUUCCUGGUGGGCGUGGUCUUCCUGGUCCCCCUGGCAACAAUGGUAACCCAGGCCCCCCAGGACCCAGUGGAGCUCCUGGCAAGGAUGGCCCUCCAGGGCCUGCUGGGAACAGUGGGUCUCCUGGCAACCCUGGAAUAGCGGGACCAAAAGGUGAUGCUGGCCAACCUGGAGAGAAGGGACCACCUGGUGCUCAGGGACCUCCGGGAUCCCCAGGCCCACUUGGACUUGCAGGACUUACUGGAGCAAGAGGUCUUGCUGGACCACCAGGCAUGCCAGGCCCUAGGGGCAGCCCUGGGCCUCAAGGUAUCAAGGGUGAAAGUGGAAAACCGGGAGCCAGUGGCCAUAAUGGGGAACGUGGUCCUCCUGGACCCCAAGGUCUUCCUGGUCAACCUGGUACAGCUGGUGAACCCGGGAGGGAUGGAAACCCAGGAUCAGAUGGUCAACCAGGACGAGAUGGAUCCCCUGGUGGCAAGGGUGAUCGUGGUGAAAAUGGUUCUCCUGGUGCCCCAGGUGCUCCUGGUCAUCCAGGGCCACCUGGUCCUGUUGGUCCAGCUGGGAAGAGUGGUGACCGGGGAGAAACGGGCCCUGCUGGUCCUUCUGGUGCUCCGGGUCCUGCUGGAGCUCGGGGUGCUCCUGGUCCCCAAGGUCCACGAGGUGACAAAGGUGAAACUGGCGAGCGUGGCUCCAACGGCAUCAAAGGACACCGAGGAUUCCCAGGCAAUCCAGGCCCCCCUGGGUCCCCUGGUGCUGCCGGUCACCAGGGUGCAGUUGGUAGUCCCGGACCUGCCGGUCCCAGAGGACCAGUUGGACCACAUGGGCCUCCUGGAAAAGAUGGUACAAGCGGCCAUCCAGGUCCCAUUGGGCCACCAGGACCUCGAGGCAACAGAGGUGAAAGAGGAUCUGAGGGUUCACCAGGCCACCCUGGGCAGCCAGGGCCUCCUGGUCCUCCUGGCGCACCUGGUCCUUGCUGUGGUGGAGGAGGUGCUGCUGCCCUUGGAGGCGGUGAAAAGUCUGCUGGGUUUUCACCCUACUAUGGAGAUGAACCAAUGGAUUUCAAGAUCAACACUGAGGAGAUUAUGUCUUCCCUCAAGUCUGUUAAUGGACAAAUAGAAAGUCUCAUUAGUCCUGAUGGUUCUCGUAAAAACCCUGCGCGGAACUGCAGAGACCUGAAAUUUUGCCAUCCUGAACUCAAGAGCGGCGAAUAUUGGGUCGAUCCUAACCAGGGUUGCAAGAUGGAUGCUAUCAAAGUGUUCUGUAACAUGGAAACCGGGGAGACGUGCAUAAACGCCAACCCAAUGACUGUUCCGCGGAAGAACUGGUGGACAGAUGCUGCUGCUGAAAAGAAACAUGUUUGGUUUGGAGAAUCUAUGGACGGUGGCUUUCAGUUCAGCUAUGGUAAUCCUGAUCUUCCUGAAGAUGUCCUCGAUGUACAACUGGCAUACCUCAGGCUCCUCUCCAGCAGGGCCUCCCAGAACAUUACGUACCACUGUAAGAACAGUAUUGCCUACAUGGACCAGGCCACCGGCAAUGUCAAGAAGUCUCUAAAGCUCAUGGGAUCGAACGAAGGGGAAUUCAAGGCUGAAGGAAACAGCAAAUUCACUUACACGGUCCUGGAGGACGGCUGUGCUAAACACACCGGGGAAUGGAGCAAAACUGUCUUUGAAUAUCGAACACGCAAGGCCCUGAGACUCCCCAUCAUAGAUAUUGCACCCUAUGACAUCGGUGGUCCCGAUCAAGAAUUUGGUGUGGACGUUGGCCCGGUUUGCUUUUUGUAAACCAAACUCUAUCUGAAACCCCAGCAAAACAAAAACCGCAUCCAUGUGUUCUUCUUGUUAUAAUCUUGUCAACCAGUGCAAGUGACCGACUAAAUUCCAGUUAUUUAUUUCCAAAUUUUUGGAAAAAAAAGUAUAAUUUGACCAAAAAAGAAUGCAAUAUUUUUUUUUUGCCAUUCCGUCCACCCAGUACAGUUCAAAUGCUUUUGUUUUAUUUUUUUUACCAAUUCCAACUUCAAAAAUGUCUCAAUGGUGCUAUAAUAAAUAAACAUCAACACUCUUAUGAUA
Messenger RNA from Arvicola amphibius (Eurasian water vole), 4806 nucleotides. RefSeq names its product collagen type III alpha 1 chain (gene Col3a1). The coding region runs from base 133 to 4521 and encodes 1462 amino acids. The transcript has 51 exons. Gene Ontology annotation, molecular function: extracellular matrix structural constituent; protein binding. Lineage: Eukaryota; Metazoa; Chordata; Mammalia; Rodentia; Cricetidae. The record is from RefSeq and is a predicted model, not a curated record.